GGGUACCUCUAUGAUGAAGACAAAAUGGGAAUGCGCGUCACCUCAGGCACCGUCAAAAUCGUCAAAGACGAGGGCAACCUGAUUGGCAUCAGCAUUGGCGGGGGAGCCCCCAACUGCCCCUGUCUUUACGUGGUCCAAGUUUUUGACGGAACUCCGGCGGCUCUUGAUGGGACUUUAGAAGCAGGAGAUGAACUCCUGAGCGUCAAUGGAAAGACGGUGAAGGGAGCCACUAAGGUGGAGGUCGCCAAGAUGAUCCAGUCAAUUAAGGAGGAGGUGACGGUCGGCUACAAUAAACUGCAUGCCGAUCCAAAACAGGGAAAAAGCCUGGACAUUGUCCUCAAAAAGCUAAAGCACAAAAUGGUCGACGGGAUGAGCUCUACGACGGCCGACGCUCUGGGACUUUCUAGGGCUAUUUUGUGCAAUGACAGUCUAAUAAAAAAACUUCAAGAGCUGGACCGCAACGAGUACAUUCUCAAGGGACUGGUCAGUCAUCUCAACUUUACCAUCAAGGCGUACGUUGAGAUGACGCAGACGUAUAAAGAUUUUAGUGACGUCUUUGCGGAGAUUGGCGCCCACGAGCCGCAAACUGAAGCGAGCAAGGCGUUCACGCAGUUCAGCGAAACGCAUCGUCACUUUGAAAAGGAAGGUCAAACGCUGACCGCAGAACUGAAACCGAUUCUCGGCGACCUGAACACCUACCUAAACAAGGCAAUACCUGACACACGACUGACUAUUAAAAAGUACGCCGACCAGAAGUUUGAGUAUCUGUCCUACUGCCUAAAAGUGAAAGAGAUGGACGACGAGGAGUACACCUACACGGCCCUCUCCGAGCCGCUGUACCGCGUGGAGACGGGCAACUACGAGUACCGACUGGUGCUUCGAUGUCGCCAGGAGGCUCGGAAACGCUUCGCCGCUCUUCGAUCUGACGUUCUCGUAAAGAUGGAACUGCUCGAUCAGAAGCACGUCCAGAACGUGGCCACGCAGGUGAUUCGAGUCAUUGCGGCGAUGGGCAAGUUCAACACCACCUGUGCGGGCCACCUCGACAGCGGCAGCCUCGCCUUUCCCAUUGAGCUGGACCUCUCCAAGACGAGCUGCCUGCGGCUGCCGGAAACGGCUGCUGAGGAUGGAGAGCAGUACCUGUCUACCUCACCGGAAACGGCAAUGGGCAACAACAACAACAGCAAAGGUUUUGGAGUUUAUCGAGACGAUAUUGAGGGUGAUGAUUAUGAUGAUGAAGUUGAUCCAGAGCUGGCAGAUGAGGCCACCUCAUUACUGACCGCCAAGGAACGAGCUGAAGCAAAUGGACUGCUAGAAAGAAGUGCCGGUGGCAGUUAUUUUACCGCUGAUGAUCAACAGGUGGUUGAGGAAAAAAUUACUACUACUGCUGCCAAUAAGGAACAGAAUGGAAAAGGUCCCGUCAGUCUGAUUGACAUUUUUGGCGAGAUGGAGUUGAAGAGUGAAAAGGAGGAAGAUGAUGAUGAUGAGGGUAAAAAGAAAAACAAUAAGAAAGAUGAUAGUUUGCUGAUGUUUUGA
Rhagoletis zephyria (snowberry fruit fly) is the source of this 1533-nucleotide messenger RNA. The record is from RefSeq and is a predicted model, not a curated record. Lineage: Eukaryota; Metazoa; Arthropoda; Insecta; Diptera; Tephritidae.